UGCAAAGAAUAACGAUAAAACCGAAGCUUCCCUGCUCCAGCCGCCUUCAGCAAUACCUAGCCUUAGUUUUUCUGUUCUUUGUUUUGAGAAAAGAAAAGGAAAGCAAGAGAAAGAAAAUGGGUUCUUUCUUUUCAAGCUUGUUAGGUUCGCCAUCAGAAGAUUCAUCUUCAAAUCCAUCUUCAUCUGAGCCUUCAAGGGUCUUAACCUUCCAUUCAUCUCCCAGAUGGCAGCUUCACUUCAACUCUGUCAAAGAAACCCCAAAGCUUAUAGUUAUAGAUUUCUCAGCUUCCUGGUGUGGGCCUUGCAAGUUCAUAGAACCUGCUGUACAUGGCAUGGCUGCAAAGUUCACUGAAGUUGAUUUUGUUAAAAUUGAUGUUGAUGAACUGCCUGAUGUGGCGCAGGAAUUUGGGGUGCAGGCAAUGCCAACAUUUGUGUUGGUGAAGAAAGGCAAGGAAGUGGAUAGGGUGGUCGGAGCCCAAAAGAAUAACCUUGAGAAGAAGGUUGAGAAGCAUAGGACUCUCCAGGCUGCUACUUGACGAUCCCUUCAGUUUGUUUAUUUCCUUUAAUAAUGUCUAAUGUGGUUUUCUGAAAUUGAUUGUGGUAAACAAUGUUUCAACCCUUUAUUGUGGGACAAUGAUGAUUUCAUAUGUGCGAUUGAUACAAUGGUCAGAUGCUUUCUUUUA
Theobroma umbraticum is the source of this 683-nucleotide messenger RNA. RefSeq names its product thioredoxin 2 (gene TRX2). Lineage: Eukaryota; Viridiplantae; Streptophyta; Magnoliopsida; Malvales; Malvaceae. The record is from RefSeq and is a predicted model, not a curated record.